This is a messenger RNA of Colletotrichum aenigma, 1827 nucleotides long. RefSeq names its product Mitogen-activated protein kinase KSS1 (gene KSS1). The record is from RefSeq and is a predicted model, not a curated record. The coding region runs from base 1 to 1827 and encodes 608 amino acids. The transcript has 3 exons. NCBI's taxonomy places the organism in Eukaryota, Fungi, Ascomycota, Sordariomycetes, Glomerellales, Glomerellaceae. Gene Ontology annotation, molecular function: ATP binding; protein serine/threonine kinase activity. Gene Ontology annotation, biological process: peptidyl-serine phosphorylation; peptidyl-threonine phosphorylation.
AUGUCUCCUGAUACUUCCGAGGAAUUUUCGGGGCUCAUCAAAUUAAAGUCGUCAUCAAAGCUUAUCCUGGACGACCCGGAGCGCGUUGAGAAAGUGCUUGACAGAGGAGAAGCAUUUAGGUUGAAGAGGCAAAGACAACGGCAAGCGGUUCCUCGGGCGAACGGGUCUAACGGGCAGAUGAAUGAGGACUCCGAUGAUGAAGAUAUAGUCGAACAACUUGGCCUGCAGCUUGACGAGGCGAAGACCUCGAAUGCCCUAGAGCCAGAGAAGCGAUUCAUACCGCAACCUCAGUUCGACAGAAUCCUGACUUUCGAUUCGGUUUGUAGGAUUGUGUCUACUCUCCGAUGUUUCAGAAAGGAGCGGAAUAAGACGGAGCUUGCCAAGCAAAUAUGCUACGGAAAUUCGGAUGGAUCGAACGGUCCUGCCGUGAAACUAUUGGCGGUCCUAGUGGGUAUUGAAAAGGUGGAGGACUUCGCCAAACACUUCAAGGAUGGAGUCAGAGAUAGCUGCUUGCCGCUUCAGCCAACCGGCGCCAGCAAAGACCAAUUCCUCAAGUGUCGAAAACACGGAAUGCACGGCACUAUCAACAGUUAUCUUCGUCCAAAUAUUCGCGAACGCUUUUCGCAGUGGUCUCAUACAUUGAACGCGCCGUUCAUCAAAUGGGAGCCGUCGUUGCAUUCGCAUUACGUUUUGGAAACCGGAGACAUCAUUCCUGUGGAGAUCAUCGAACAAGUCACACAAGAUGACAGCUCAGAGACCACGCAAAAGGAUGCUUCUUCUGGUGGAGCUAAUACAUACGGAGGUUUUAGCGAAGUCUAUAAAGUCAAGAUCCACGAUGGUCAUUGGGACUUUGGGGACCAUGGAAUCCGACACCCUCAAGAGUUCUUUGCCUUGAAAAAGCUUACGUCGCACAAGCGAAACAGUUUCGACUUGGAGCUGUCUUCCCUGUUAUUCACGGGACAGAACUAUAAGAAGAAGCAUCUGAUCCAGUUGUUAGCAACAUUCGAGGUCGUGAACCCCGCUGCUGGAGGACUUACAACCUACUACCUUUUGUUCGACUGGGCUGAGGGCGAUCUGAGCAAGUUCUGGCAAAGCAACGAAGGUCUCGUCGGGAAGAAAAGUCAUUGUAUUUGGAUGGCUGAGCAGUUUCAUGAGAUCUCCGAAGCUCUACAGUGUGUUCACAACGAUCGAGCCCCGACCAUGCGGUAUCUGGAAGAUCGCGACUCAAAUGAAGACCUUUAUGGGAGACACGGUGAUAUUAAACCAGGAAACUUUCUUUGGUUUCACUCCAGUAGCUUCCCGGGCCUCUUGGCAUUAUCGGACUUCGGCCUGGGAAGGCUGCAUACCCAAGUAUCCCGGUCCAAGCAAGACCCAAAGAACAUUGAAAGAUCAGCAUCCUAUCGUUGCCCUGAGUUCGACCUACCUUUUGGCCAAGUUUCCCCCAGAUCCGACAUCUUCAGUCUUGGCUGCGUCUUGUUGGAGUACGUCACCUGGUUCUUUCUUGGAUUCGACGCUGUCGAAAACGUCUUCCCAGGUAAAAGACUAUCGAACGAUAUCUACGGUUUCGAGUCCGAUAUCUUCUUCUCGGUUAAGGAUAAACGGGCGCACAUCAAGCCAUCAGUUUUGUCCUGGAUUCACGAGCUGCAACACCGCCCCGACUGUUCAUGGUAUCUCUGGGACCUGUUGGAAUUGAUCAAGAACGGGAUGCUCGAGCCCAAUUCAGAUAAUCGCAUACGUGCCAACCAACUCACAAAGAGAAUGCAAGAGUUACUGAAGGCUUGCCAGGCUGAAGAGGACUACUAUCUUAAGUCACGAUGGCUGAAGUAA